This is a messenger RNA of Owenia fusiformis, 924 nucleotides long. The record is from the annotation of a GenBank genome assembly. Lineage: Eukaryota; Metazoa; Annelida; Polychaeta; Sabellida; Oweniidae.
AGAGAAUACACGAGACUUGAGAAACAGAAAAAAAUAUUGAAGAUGUCUUUCAAUUCAUUGGAGCAAACUGAAGAUUUGAAAGCAUUUGAGCGGAGACUGACUGAGGUUAUAGCGCAAGUACAGCCUGCCACUGGGAGAUGGAGAAUUCUCUUGAUAGUUGUCUCAGUAAUGACUGCCACAUGUGCUUGGAACUGGCUCUGGGACCCUGAUACUACUAAGAUCUCAUUCUUCCAUUCAUUGAUGAACCAUCCAUUCUUCGCCCUGAGCUGCUUGUUUCUAAUAGCAUUGUUUCUAUGUGGAAUACACAAGCGAGUUGUAGCACCAUCUAUCAUAGCGUCAAGGUGUCGUCAAGUGUUAAUGGACUACAACAUGUCAUGUGAUGACACUGGUAAACUUAUAUUGAAACCUAGGCCAACAACAUGACAGGAAUACCAUCUAGGGAGAGUGCCAUAGGACAACAGGGGGAAAGACAGUGAUGGUUUAAAUCAUUUAAAGAUUUUUCACUGUAGACAAUAGCAGAAUAGUGGAUAGAUACUUUUGGAAACAGAUGAAGUAAAAAAAAUGACGGACAGUAAAAAGUCGAAAGAAAGUCAGUGAUUGGCACACAUGGUGAGCCUGUGGAAUCGCCAACUUGUCCAUUCAUCCAUCUUUUUUAUUUAAUUUUAUUAAUUGUGGACUGGAGAAUAGGCACUCGAAUCAAUGUAAACAAGAAUAAUUCAUUUAUUUGCAGAGAAUAUUUCAGGGGGCUGUUUGGAACAUGUGGUAUAAGUAAUAAUAAGAAAUGACUUAAGAAAUGGAUUGGAAGCUCUCAUAUCUCAUAAAUUCUAAAAUAUUUGAACAGAGAAUUUUGCUUGUCCCCCUGAGUGUAAAACCAAACUACAUUGGGAGAAACAAUACAGUGAAACCUGUCUAAGUGGAACACCU